Pistacia vera is the source of this 976-nucleotide messenger RNA. RefSeq names its product CCG-binding protein 1. Gene Ontology annotation, biological process: pollen tube guidance. Gene Ontology annotation, molecular function: mediator complex binding. The transcript has 3 exons. Gene Ontology annotation, cellular component: cytosol; nucleus. The record is from RefSeq and is a predicted model, not a curated record. Lineage: Eukaryota; Viridiplantae; Streptophyta; Magnoliopsida; Sapindales; Anacardiaceae. The coding region runs from base 78 to 689 and encodes 203 amino acids.
CUCUAUUUUUAAGACAAAGCAAAACUUAACCAAAACCAGAACAAGUUUUUUGUGUCUUUUAAGAGUGUUUGGACACGAUGUUAAAGUCGAUUGUCGUUGGUUCCAGUCCAGUUCCGAUGCUGGUGGAAGCUAAAGAUAUUCAUGGUACGAGGGAACCUAGAUUUGGUUCAGUGGUUUGUCGCUCUUCACGAAACAACGCUUAUAAUGUUCCAAAGCUUGAACCUUUUAGCCGAACCAAGUUCGAACGUGCCGUUAAAGAUCUGCCCUUGAUCGAAAAAUCUGAGAACGAUCUUGCGGAUUAUUGUUCAACGCUUGAAGGAGAUGAUUCUUACAGCUGCUGGAGAGCUUAUUUUGAGCUUAAAGAUCUGGAAAGGGAAGCGCCGAAAGAAGAUGUUGAGAAACUGAUUCUGCAAGCGGGUGGUGUAAAAUCCUUAAUCGGAUACUUACAUGGGAUUUCAUCGAUCCACAAGGGAAAACAUAAUGAAUUUGGUUUGGCAAAGUCAUCGAGUGCUGAAAAAGAAGGAAGUAGACCAUUUCAUCAUGUACCGGAUGGAUUGCCGAAAUCAUCAGAACAGCUAGAGGAAGAAGAGAGAGGAAGAUUGCCGGACUCUCCUUACACAAGAUUGCUUAGAAGUAAGGGAAGGUUCCCUGCAUGGUAUUCCCCUGUCCCCGACCAUGAAACAGAUUGAUAAUCAGCUAAUGCUAUUAAAAGCAGAGGAGUUUAUUGAGCUUGUGUUUCUGUUUUGGUUCUCUGUAGAUAUUGUUCAUAGAGUGAUACUUUUGAUUCGGUUGUUUAUCGCAAACUACUUUCAUGGUUGAGAUAUCUGGUUUAUGCGACGAUUUAGAGUUCUUUGUAAAAUUAUAUCAACUGUGUAAACUCCUCUUUUAAGUAAAUACUUUGCGCGAGCUUUGUCCGUAUUUACCAUUUAGCAUAUAUGUAUCAGCUGAUAGGUUAGCCAUGGCCAUUUAAUGCUUC